UAGAAAAAAGAAAAGAAGAGAAAUUUUCAAUUUGAAGUUAAAAAGGCGUAUCUAUUUUCUGCCUUUCCAUCGUUUCUAUGAGAUCAGCUGCAUUGGUUUUGCAGCUUCGUUUCUCAAUUGCCAGAGAAGAGGAAGCCGAUUAUCUCCGGCUUUGGACCUCCCCUGAACAACUUAACAACAACUAAUGGACGGAGAUUCGGAUUUGAGUCCGAAAGCUCCGUUGUUAGGAGGCUCGGUGAACGGCGGUAGUGGUAGACGCGGCCGACUCAGUCGGCGAUACUCCGUGAACUCGCUCCGGAGCGAGUUCAUUUCUAGAUUACCUGACAAACUGAGGUCUCAUCUUCAAGACGUUGAAUCUCCCUACGAAAUUGAUCUUUCCAAGUCCACUGGCUUCAGCAGAGGGGAAAAGGACUACUAUGAAAGGCAACUUGCUACUUUGAAAUCGUUUGAGGACGUCGAUUCAUUGGUGUCAUCUGAUUGCAUUGAUGAGGAAGACAUGGAAGAACGAGCUCAGCAAGAGAGGGCCAUGAAGAUCUCAAAUUAUGCGAAUAUAGUACUUCUUUUGUUGAAGAUUUAUGCUACAGUGCGGAGUGGAUCCAUUGCCAUUGCUGCAUCAACAUUGGAUUCCUUACUUGAUCUUAUGGCUGGUGGAAUACUUUGGUUUACUCACUUGUAUAUGAAGCGAGUAAAUAUUUAUAAAUUUCCGAUCGGAAAGCUGAGGGUCCAGCCAGUAGGCAUUAUUGUAUUUGCUGCUGUAAUGGCUACACUAGGCUUUCAGGUAUUACUUCAAGCUGUAGAACAACUAAUUCAAGAUAAACCUUCUGAAAGUUUAUCGUCAGAACAAUUUGUCUGGUUGUGUGCAAUUAUGACCUUUGCGACAGUAGUAAAACUUGCUCUGUGGUUAUACUGCAAAAACUCAAGAAAUGAUAUUGUGCGCGCUUAUGCGAAGGAUCAUUACUUCGAUGUGGUAACAAAUGUGGUUGGGUUAGUUGCAGCUAUUCUUGGUGAUAAGAUCUUUUGGUGGAUAGAUCCAGUUGGUGCAAUUGCCUUAGCCAUAUAUACAAUUCUAAACUGGUCUGGAACUGUGUGGGAAAAUGCAGUUUCACUCGUGGGGAAAUCCGCCCCUCCCGAAGUCCUGCAAAUGUUGACUUAUCUUGUCAUUAGGCAUCCUGAAGUCAAGCGUGUUGAUACAGUUCGUGCUUACACCUUUGGCGUCCUUUAUUUCGUCGAGGUGGACAUUGAACUUCCGGAGGAGUUGCCUUUGAAAGAAGCACACGCCAUUGGAGAGACAUUGCAAAUAAAGAUAGAAAAGCUUCCAGAAGUUGAAAGGGCAUUCGUUCACCUUGACUUUGAAUGUGAGCAUAAACCGGAGCACUCCAUCCUCAGCAGAUUCACGUCUGUUGAAUCGAACUAAAUCACACCAACGAGAUCUGAAGAAGAAACCACGAUGGUGAGAUCUAAUAAAAGAAACUCAUGACGACAAGAUUUGGGAAAGAAAGUCAUUGGUGGUUGAAUUACAGCAAACACGUCGUCGACAGCAGCAAAGUGGACAAAGGUAGAGAGACGAUGACAAGUGGAUAAAGGGAGUUGUUGAUGACGACAUGGAAGGAGGCAAUAGUUGAGUAGUGACGACGACACAAAUGGUUUCAGAAAGAAGGUUUUGUGUUGAGAGAGAAUUUUGUAGAAAAUGGUUUCAGAGGUUUUGUGGGAAAAUGAUUUUGGAAAUUGAUGGGUUUGAAACUCUAAAUUAUUAAUUGAACAUAGUUUGAAGACAAAAUUUGGUGGUGUAUAUUUAUAAAUAAACUAUAAUAUUUAUGACGC
Messenger RNA from Cucumis melo (muskmelon), 1821 nucleotides. RefSeq names its product metal tolerance protein 4. The coding region runs from base 185 to 1414 and encodes 409 amino acids. Gene Ontology annotation, biological process: transmembrane transport; monoatomic cation transport. The record is from RefSeq and is a predicted model, not a curated record. Gene Ontology annotation, molecular function: manganese ion transmembrane transporter activity. The transcript is spliced from 8 exons. Gene Ontology annotation, cellular component: membrane. Lineage: Eukaryota; Viridiplantae; Streptophyta; Magnoliopsida; Cucurbitales; Cucurbitaceae.